Messenger RNA from Dothidotthia symphoricarpi CBS 119687, 1645 nucleotides. RefSeq lists its product as uncharacterized. Gene Ontology annotation, molecular function: zinc ion binding; DNA-binding transcription factor activity, RNA polymerase II-specific. The transcript is spliced from 2 exons. Gene Ontology annotation, biological process: regulation of DNA-templated transcription. NCBI's taxonomy places the organism in Eukaryota, Fungi, Ascomycota, Dothideomycetes, Pleosporales, Dothidotthiaceae. The record is from RefSeq and is a predicted model, not a curated record. The coding region runs from base 41 to 1204 and encodes 387 amino acids.
CGAACAGGCCUCUUCCAAUUGGGUGAGCAAACCUCCCCGUAUGCGGACAGCCUGUACGCAAUGCCAUGCGGCUAAGAUUCGGUGCAGCAGCAACAAGGAUGGCUGCCAGAGAUGCAACGGCCUUGGCCUUAACUGCGAAUAUGUUGUGUCCAUGGUCGGCAGGAUGCCAAAACGACAAUGCAAAGCCUCCGAUUCGCGUCUAGACAGGCCACUUCCUUCGCCUCCAGAGAGUCGGCCUUCUGAACCGUCCCGCACAAGAUCGUCUACAACCGCUUCUGCAAUCGGCCUUCCCCUCCUUGAUGCGAGCGACCCUAGCGACAGCUUCAAUAUCUCUCGUACGACGUUUGGAUCUAGACAGCCCCUGACGCAAACGGGCUCCAACGAGCGUCAGCUUUUGGAAUUUCUAGACGACGAGAGCUGGACAUCCGGAGGCGCAGCUUUCCCUGCCAGUAUCGACGAUGGCUGGUCUUUUCCUCCUGUCACAACCUUCGAGAUCGAGGGAUUCUCCAUGCCAUCAGAUCUCCAGCAGCCAAUGAUCACCAAUGGACAGUCUUCGUCAAUUACCACGUCAGUCUCGGAAUCGUCUGCUAUUCCCCCUAGCACAGCGAAUUUUCUUCCCAUGAGCCCGUGUUCGCCUAACCGGCAGACUGGGACUGGGUCAACUCAGAGCCGCCAGGAUUGGACCCAGUACGGACCCAUCGUUGCCCUUUGUAGGAUGGUACGCCUCCUAGAGGCCCAGAUACAUUCUCAGCCAACAUCUGUGGAUGAAGUCAUGAGGCUAAAUCAGACCUGCAUCAGGGACGUUUCAAAGAUAUCCUCGAAAACGGAGUACAUGCAAUGCAGGAGCUGCCCCGCUCUGAUUUCGACAAUCAUGGAGCUCAUCGUCACAAGGUACGAGGAUAUCACCAACGAUCAAAGCCGCAACCGGAUGUCCUGGGUUGCUGUAUCUAGGCCCAGCACCCCAUCUCUGCAGUUCGGCGUCUUUGAGCUGGAUCCCGAAGAACAGGCGUUGAUCCGCAAUCGAAUCAUACGCAAGGAGGCGCAGAAGUGUGUCACAAUCAUACGGACACUCAAACAAUUGCUCGUCGCCAAAUCGGCCACUGGAAACGACGUUUCUUCACAAUCCCACGCACUGCACAACUGGUACGAUGGUAUGGAGAAGAGAAUGACCGAUCUAAUCUCUAGUUUAAUCCCCGCUUCCUAAGCGGUCUCAGACAAGCGGCGUUUGCAAGGAUAGGAGAAUUCUGGAAUGGCGUUAUGCAUGAGGAAUUUUUGUUUGAGAUACAUGACAUAUCUCUAUUGCUAAUACAAGUUCGGGGAAUGCUUUCCAACUAGACUGGAUGUAUUAGCCACUCAACCAGUUUGAACCAAAUGCUUCGUACAUUCUUGAGGAGAUCCUCGUAUUCGAUGAGAUACGGGCUGCAUUGUUAAAGGCGUAGAUCAAUUAUUUCGGUACAAAAAAAGCUUGUGGUGAAAAGGUCAGACGAAUAUUAUGACGAGAAACACAUAUGGCGGUUUGGAGUUUUCAGAACAAAAGGAGCAGGCUUAUGAGUAUUCGGUAUACUAUAUACUACAAAAGGAGGAGAAUAGAGGUUUAGAAGGGCUCUCGUACAGAGGUCCUAAUAUACUUAUUGUUCGAGUUAAG